UCAAAAUGAAAUACCUACAGGUAGAUACCGAUAGAGAUGAAAAACUCUCUUCCAAUGAAGUCAAGCAGAUUGAAACUCCGAUCGACUUCAAAUCCACAACCAUAACAUUGACAGAAGGUGCUCAAUUGUUCCCGCCCAAAUCCACCGCAGCUCAGUAUUCGUUGUUGCGAAGACAGGUGGCUGUGUUACUUUGUGCCACUUCCAUUUUCUUCGACGGCAUCAAUUUGUCACUUUCCGGUCCAUUUUUUCCAGAAGAAGCGGUCAAGAAAGGUUUGACACUCACAGAAAUAGGAUGGGUAACAGCAUCAUUUGACAUGACAAGCCUCGUUUCUUCCUUUUUUGUCGCCAGCUGCAUUUCUCCCAAAAACAUAACUUUUUUCUACCUCGUUGGAGUCAUUUGGUGUGCAGUCUCAGUCGCCACUUUCGGGUGGUCAGCACGAGCUACAGGAGCCGACUCGUUCUUCCACUUAUCGCUCGCGAGCCGACUAGUCAAUGGAGUCGGAGCUUCCCUUCUUCAGAACACUGCACUGCCUAUUGCAGGUAGAUUAUUCCCCCAGAACAUGGGCAUGAUGACAGCAAUUAUUCACACUUCGUUGGGACUUGGUUUGGUAAUCGGACCUUCAAUGGGUAGUCUACUAAUUCCGAUUGGAGGCUAUGAGUUUCCGUUUUUGAUGACGGGGUUAGCGGAAGGCGUAGCUUUCAUUGCAGCUAUAUUCAUUAUACCUUCCAAAUUCGUCGGCGGUCCUUUGAAAUCUACAUUCAGAACGACCGAAUUUGUCAAAUUUUUGGUCAAACCUAAAGUGUGGAUUUUCAUAUUUCCUUCUUUGAUGUUAUUUUCAACAACUGGAUUCCGCGACAGUGCUUUCGCUCUGUAUUUCCAGGACUAUUUGGGUCUGUCUCAAGAAGACACGGGAUAUGCUUUUAUGGCAUGUUCGGGAGCUUUUUUCAUAGCCGCGCCUCUUUACGGAAUCCUUGUAGGCCAUGGUUAUGGAGUGUACAUACUUCUAGUGGCACAAGCCACCGCUUGGAUUUCUAUGCUACUAUUCUACCUGCCAAAAUGGAUCGACCCCUUCGAAAAUACUUAUUACGCUUUGGGUAUUCUAGCAGCCAUAGGCUUCCUUGCUUCAGCUGUGUUUAACCCGCAUUAUCUUAUUGUCGAAAAAAUCGCUCUUUCAGAGGGGUACAAAAAUGUGCAAGAAAUUAAAACGUUAGCAGCUGGCAGCUACAACUUAUUAUCGUCGUCUAGCAGGGCCAUCGGAGCUUUUCUAUUUGGUGGCUUAAUCAACGAGAAAAUCGGUUUUUACAAUACAUGCCUCUGCUACUGCGGGAUUCUGCUUGUCACUGGAACUAUCCAGAUCGUUUACUUCAUUCAUUACAAGUUGGUUAAGAGACAGUUUUAUGGGUUCGAAGUUGUGGUAAAGGGACCCAAUGAGAUGUCAAUAGAAACAGACGGAGUGAAGGAAGGUCAAGUUAGCAAAACAAAUAUUAAAAACCAAAUUCUCACUAGUAUCAGUAGAUCAUACAAUCUCCAUCAGAUGUAA
Molecule: messenger RNA, 1541 nt
Organism: Symsagittifera roscoffensis
Lineage: Eukaryota; Metazoa; Xenacoelomorpha; Acoela; Convolutidae
Product: MFS-type transporter SLC18B1-like
Exons: 2
Coding region: 6-1541 (511 amino acids)
Biological process (GO): transmembrane transport
Molecular function (GO): transmembrane transporter activity
Source: RefSeq, a predicted model, not a curated record